AUGGACAUGUCUUUCGAGUCCGCACAGGGCAUCAAGCGCAUAAGACAAGCACGCAAGAAGACAAAAUGCUCUGGAGAGCGUCCUAUUUGCUUCCAUUGCCGCCGAAACCGAAUCGCAUGCCUCUACGAACCCUACUCUGCGACGAUAGUGGCAGAACCAAACCAACCAGCACAGCCACUACCGACCUCAAACAAUUACCAAGAUUCUAGCAAUGUGUGUUCUCGCGAGCCUCUGUACGAAGCCAGUGCUAAUUCCAGUGAUAGGCGGAGCUUCUACACCGAAUAA
Molecule: messenger RNA, 285 nt
Organism: Penicillium cosmopolitanum
Lineage: Eukaryota; Fungi; Ascomycota; Eurotiomycetes; Eurotiales; Aspergillaceae
Product: Zn(II)2Cys6 transcription factor domain-containing protein
Exons: 2
Coding region: 1-285 (94 amino acids)
Biological process (GO): regulation of DNA-templated transcription
Molecular function (GO): zinc ion binding; DNA-binding transcription factor activity, RNA polymerase II-specific
Source: RefSeq, a predicted model, not a curated record